CAGUCACCGGGUCCUCCGUGAGUUUCGCUGCAACACGGUGGUUCACACACUACAGACAGACAGACGCGGCUGGACGGCGGAGCGCAGCACACGUCAGCCCAGCACCCAGGAAGCAGGCGUCUGAAUCCGGGUAGUUGUACCGAUGUGACAGCGGGAGGGCGCGUGAGGGAAGCUGCCGCGUGGAGCUUUUGAACUGCUGCAGGUUGGCGCAGUUGGUGUUCAUCCGGAGGACAUAUAUCUAUAUAUAUACAUAUAUAUUUAUAUAUAUGUAUAUAUACACACACAGCCGGACAUGGCCCAUUGGUGUCGGUCUUCACUGCUUUGGAUUUAGUUCCGACGCGGCACAGCCCCGCGCCUCCUCCCUCCUCUCUCCCUACCAGCCGGUGAAGUGAGGACGCCGAGAACAGGUGGAUCCUGUUUCUGUGUUCACCCCGAAUCCCCGCAGCAUCCACCUGUCACCUUUAUGGGGAACCAGGUGGAGAAACUAACGCAUUUGAAUUACGCAGAGGUGCCGACGGCCGAUCCGAAUGGACUCGAACCGGACGACGCGGGACCGCGCAUCGGCGUCUCGUACAUUUUCUCCAACGACGACGACGACCAGGACGACCACCACCCCUCGGACCGCUUCGCACCGGACAAACAGCGGGCGAGCCACGAGGAGAAGCCCUUCGACCCCCGGGACGAGCUGGCGUGCGCGAUUUACUACCGGGAGGAGUGCGUCCACGAGAUGAGCGCCGGAGCCGCAGCUCACUCGGCGGAGAGCCUCCUGAACAAGUGCCGACCGGGAGACCUGCUGGAGUUCGUGGCCACCGGGCAGUACCCUCACUGGGCCGUCUACGUGGGGGACUUCCAGGUGGUCCACAUGCACAGGGCCGAGAUCAAGAACAACUUUCUCACCGACGUGAGCCAAGGUAAAAAAGGCCGGGUGGUGAACGGCCUCUACAGGUACCGUGCGCUCCCUCCGGAGGUGGUCGUGCGCAACGCCCUGGACCACGUCGGGACCAGAGACCGGGAGCUGUACUGGAGGAACUCCGAGUGCUUCGCCGCUUGGUGCCGCUUCGGCAAACGGGAGUUUAAAAUCGGAGGGGAGAUACGGAUCGGGAAGCAGCCGUACAGGUUGAAAUUGCUCUUCUCGGAGAAGAAGAGCCACGUCCUGGAGUUCCAAAGCCUGGAGGACGUGAUCAUGGAGAAGCGGAGGAACGAUCAGAUCGGCAAAGAUGCCGUGAUGCAAGAGCUGGCCAACCACUUGAACACAGCGCACGAAAACAUCGAGGUGCGUGUUGUCAACUGACGGUGGAUGCUGUGGUCAUCACCGGGUGCGGGUUGGAGCUUCAGCCCAAAAGGAUGUGCUCAAUGUGGGGGGGAAAGCACACUUUUCAUGCUGGAAAACCCCCAAAUGUGUGUGUGUUUGGGGGAGCAUUUACCCCCCCCCCCCCAGUCAACUAUUAAGAGAUGUAAACAAAACACAAUCCUAACAGGGAGUUACAACUUGAACGUUUGCUUCCUCCACAAUGAGAGGAACAUCUGGGGGUGGACACUUGUUUCUCACUCAAGUGCAAAGGGCCAGAUGUUAAUCCCCACGAGUUGAUUCACUUUGGAAAAGAAGUGAACAUCGAAGUGGCAAAAGUCCACCCUGUCGUCUGAGAACAAUUAUGAUAUGUACACGCUAGACCCCCAAGAUUAAAGUGACUUGUUAUGAUGGAUUCAUUUGCAUCGGAGCUGCGCCUGCAGUCUAAUCAUUUGGGGGUGAAGUCAGAAUUGAAUUGCCCAUAAUUAAUGUUUCUAAUCCAAUGAAUCUUUUGCACAGGAGGAACAACCCCUCCUCCGUUGUACUUUGUAUACCUGAGCAGAGUGCUGAAAGCGCUCGCUCCUGCACAACUCAGGUGACGGCGAUCAAUACAGAUAAAUACUUUUGCUUUUUAUUAUUGUGAGCCAGCCUUGAGGGUGCCCUUCUGUUGCUUUGUAUCGUCACUCGGCUUCACCCCACUCCUUGACCACGGCUGCACUUUGACUGAGUCACCCAUUUUAAACAGUUUAUUUUUUUUGAAAGAGAGAGAGAAAAAAAGAAGAUGUUUGUAUGAAGGAAUA
Cyclopterus lumpus (lumpfish) is the source of this 2088-nucleotide messenger RNA. It is a transcript of the gene lratd2b, whose product is annotated as LRAT domain containing 2b. NCBI's taxonomy places the organism in Eukaryota, Metazoa, Chordata, Actinopteri, Perciformes, Cyclopteridae. The record is from RefSeq and is a predicted model, not a curated record. The transcript has 2 exons. The coding region runs from base 464 to 1291 and encodes 275 amino acids.